AUGGCCAUAGAUAUUAUAACGUCCGGCGGCAUCGUUCUUGCGGAACAGCUCUUUACCCAAAUCAAUAUCAUUGAUGACAAUAACCGGAUCGCCCGACACCCAGAAGCUCGUCAGACCAGUGGCCUUUUGUACCCUUUAGAUCUAUUUAGACAAAUGGCACCGGUAUGGGUCCGGGCGGCAGUUGAUACACACGGUUUUGAAGGUUACCGAGACGUAACACUAUUAUCAGUGGAUACAAUCGGGAACUUGAAAAGUGGUAACAAAACUGUAUUAAUAAUGAACGCAAAGUUUGUUUGUGUUUUGGUUUUGAUGUCUGGUUUGUUGGCGACCAGUGUUUGGGCCGAAGUGUCGGUGGAGUCAAUACAAGAGCAACAGUUUUACGCUAAACUCAAUGGCAGUUAUUGUUACGACAGUGCCGUCAAUGCGAUAACCGGUGCCAAUGAUAUCAAACGCUUUUGUUGGUACGUUUGUAUCGGAAGAGCUUUUCUUGAGCUCAUCAUAAAUACCAAUCAGGAAAAAACUGAGAUUAUUAGUGGACCCGAAGAGGAAUUGGCCAAAGAGUUGGAAAUUAAAGCCAUAAAUGCUGCCAAUUGUUCACAAUAUGAUCAGUCAUUAGAUUUGAUAACCCAGGCUAUCAAUACAGCUCCCAGAAGAGCAUCGUGGCCGUUCAUUAAUUAA
Medioppia subpectinata is the source of this 678-nucleotide messenger RNA. NCBI's taxonomy places the organism in Eukaryota, Metazoa, Arthropoda, Arachnida, Sarcoptiformes, Oppiidae. The record is from the annotation of a GenBank genome assembly.